GCCGCCGAGCUCCUUCCCUCAGGUAUCCCGACCAAGAUGGCGGCGGUGCUGCAGCAGGUCCUGGAGCGGGCCGAAGUGGCCAAGCUGCCCAAGUCCGCGCAGGGGAAGCUCGAGCGGUUCCUGGCCGACCAGCAGAGCGAGAUCGAGGCGCUCCGCACCCGGCACGAGCGCUACAAGGUGGACAGCGAGCAACAAUAUUUUGAAGUAGAAAAACGACUUGCUCAGAGUCAGGAAAGACUCGUAAAUGAGACACAGGAAUGUCAGAAUCUCCGACAGGAGCUCAGCAAACUCAAUGAGGAGUUGAAAUUGUUAAAUGAGAGAAACAAAGAACUGGAAGCUGCUCAGGAUCGCAAUGCAGCCAUACAGACUCAGCUCACUAGAGCAAAAGAAGAGUUGGAAGCAGAGAAGAGAGAUUUGGUUCGAACAAGUGACAGAAGAGCUCAGGAGCAGGAACACCUAAAUGAGGAUGUUAAGCGACUGAAUGAGAAACUAACUGCAGCGAAUACUGCAAAAAUAGAGCUACAAUUACAGCUGGAUGAGCUUCAGACAUCAGCCUUUUCUGUAAAGUAUCGUGAGCAAAGAUGGGAGCAGGAAAAGGAACUGCUACAGAAUCAGAACACUUGGCUGAAUACAGAACUGAAGGCGAAAACAGAUGAACUCCUGCUAAUCACUCGGGAAAAAGGAAGCGAAAUCUUAGAGCUGAAGUGUAACUUGGAGAACAAGAAAGAGGAGGUUUCCAGAUUGGAAGAGCAAGUCAGUGGACUAAAACAAUCUAAUGGAAAUCUACAGAAACAUGUGGAAGAUCUUCUGCUGAAACUGAAGGAGGCAAAAGAACAGCAAGCUAGCAUGGAAGAAAGAUUCCACAAUGAACUAAACGCCCAUAUCAAGUUAUCUAAUUUAUACAAGAGUGCUGCUGACGACUUGGAAGCAAAAAGCAACGAGUUGACCCAAGCUGUAGAGGAGCUGCACAAACUUCUGAAGGAGGCAGGUGAAGCUAACAAAGAAACACGGGAUCGUUUGGCUGAGAUGGAACAAUCAAAGGCUGCAGUGGAAAAGGAACUGAAGGAAAAGAUUGGCAAGCUGGAGAAAGAGUUGGACAAUGCAAAUGAUUUGGUUUCAGCCACCAAGCGCAAAGGAGCCAUUCUUUCAGAAGAGGAGCUGGCAGCUAUGUCUCCUACGGCUGCUGCAGUAGCAAAAGUGGUGAAGCCUGGCAUGAAAUUAACCGAGCUUUACAAUGCGUACGUAGAAGCACAGGAUCAGCUGCUGUUAGAAAAAAUGGAGAAUAAGAGGAUUAAUAAGUACUUGGAUGAAAUAGUGCAGGAAGUAGAAGCCAAAGCACCUAUUUUGAAGCGUCAACGUGAAGAAUAUGAACGCUCGCAGAAAGCUGUAGCGAGCCUGUCUGCUAAACUUGAGCAAGCAAUGAAGGAAAUUCAACGUUUGCAAGACGAUACUGAUAAAGCAAACAAGCAAGCUUCUUUGCUUGAAAGAGAGAACCAGAGGCUUGAAAGCCAAGUCAAAGAUCUUUCACAACAGAUAAGAGUGCUUUUGAUGGAACUUGAAGAAGCCCGAGGCAACCAUGUUAUCCGCGAAGAAGAAGUGAGCUCUGCUGACAUCAGCAGCUCUUCCGAAGUCAUAAGCCAGCAUCUGGUCUCCUACAGGAACAUUGAGGAACUUCAGCAGCAAAACCAGCGCCUCUUAGUGGCUCUCAGAGACCUGGGUGCAGCUAAAGAGAAAGAGGAGGAAGAAACCACUUCAUCUAAAAUUUCUGAGCUGCAGAGUCAACUUGGUGAAGCUAUCACUGAGCUAGAAAAGUUGCGUGAGUCACGGCGCCACCAGAUGCAGCUUGUAGACUCCAUAGUUCGCCAGCGUGACAUGUAUCGCAUCUUGCUGGCACAGACUUCUGGAGUUUCCAUUCCUUUGCAAGCUUCAAGCAUCUUGCCAGAAGAAAUGUCUCUGGCAGUGACCCCUAAGCGCCUGUCAGGGACACCUCAGGCCAUGUCAACUCCUGUUGCUGUGCCAGUGACAGAAUCAUCUGAAGCCGUGGAGGCUAAGGCUGCCCUUAAGCAGCUGCAGGAGUUCUUUGAGAGCUACAAGAAAGAAAAGGCAGAGAAUGACAAACUUCUGAAUGAGCAAAAUGAGAAGCUUCAAGAGCAGGUUACAGACUUGAGGUCACAGAAUACAAAGAUUUCCACCCAACUUGAAUUUGCUUCCAAGCGUUAUGAGAUGCUGCAGGAUAAUGUGGAGGGAUAUCGGCGAGAGAUAACAUCGUUGCAUGAAAGAAUCCAGAAGCUUUCAGCAACCACUCAGAAACAAGAACAGAUUAUCAACACUAUGACUCAAGAGCUGAGAGGAGCUAAUGAAAAACUAGCCGUGGCAGAGGUGAGAGCAGAGAAUUUGAAAAAAGAGAAGGAUAUUUUGAAAAUGGCAGAGGUUCGCCUGACUCAGCAAAAAGAUUCUUUAGUAACAGCACAAAGAGGACAAAAUAUGCUGCUUACUAACCUGCAGUCUAUUCAGGUGAUACUGGAAAGGGCUGAGACGGAAACUCAGCAGAGGCUCAAUAACCAAAUAGAGAAAUUGGAGCGUGAAAUAGCCCAGCUGAAGAAAAAACUAGAAAAUGAGGCGGAACAAAGGCAUUCAGUUAACAAAACUCAAGAUAUUCACUUAUUGGAUGCUAAAAGACAGCUUGAGACAGAAAUAAAUCUUCACGCUAGUACAAAAGAACUGCUGAAGAAUGCCCAAAAGGACAUUGCAACGUUAAAACAACAGCUUCACAAUAUGGAGGCCCAGUUAGCAUCCCAGUCAUCACAAAGAGCUCCUGGUCAAGGCCAGCCAAGUGCAAGCGAGGAUGUGGAGGAUCUCGUAAGUCGAUUGAGACAGUCUGAGGAGCAAGUGAAUGAUUUGAAGGAAAGGCUGAAGAUUGCCACAAGUAAUGUGGAGCAAUACCAAGCUAUGGUUGUAAGCCUCGAGGAAUCCCUGAACAAAGAGAAGCAGGUAACUGAAGAAGUCCGCGCUGCCGUUGAAGCCCGCCUGAAGGAGGCCUCUGAGUAUCAGUCCCAACUAGAAAAGAAAUUGAUGGAGGCAGAGAAGGAAAAGCAGGAGCUUCAGGAUGAGAAACGUAAAGCUAUAGAGAACAUGGAACAGCAGCUUUCCGAGCUGAAGAAAAAUCUCUCCAGUAUGAAGUCUGAAGUCCAGGAAGCUCUUCAGAGAGCAAAUACAGCCCUUACCAAUGAGCAGCAUGCUAAACGGGACUGCCAAGAACAAGCCAAGAUAGCAGCAGAAGCACAAAAUAAAUAUGAGCGGGAGCUGAUGCUUCAUGCAUCUGAUGUUGAAGCUUUGCAGGCUGCCAAAGAACAAGUUGCUAAGAAUUCCACAAUAAAGCAGCAAUUUGAGGAAGCUGCCCAGAAAGCAGAAGCUGCAUUGCGAGAGAGCAGAGCUUCGUGGGAAGAGAGAGAGAGAAUGUUAAAGGAUGAAGCUUCUAAGCUUGCUUCUCGCUGUGAAGACUUGGAAAAACAAAACAGACUGUUGCAUGAACAGCUGGAAACGCUCAGCGACAAGAUGAUGUCUUCAGUGAAGGAAGGCACGCCAGGAGCAUUAAAUGUGUCUCUCACUGAAGAAGGAAAAUCACAAGAACAGAUAGUGGAAAUUCUCAGGUUCAUACGCAGAGAAAAGGAGAUUGCAGAAACGAGGUUUGAGGUGGCUCAGGUGGAGAGCUUACGGUACCGCCAGAGGGUGGAACAUUUGGAAAGGGAGCUCCAACAGUUGCAGGAAAGUCUGAAUGCAGAGAGAGAGAAAGUGCAGGUGACAGCGAAAACAAUUGCUCAGCAUGAAGAACUAAUGAAGAAGACGGAGACCAUGAAUGUUUUGAUAGAAACCAACAAGAUGCUGAGGGAGGAGAAAGAGAGACUUGAACAGGAACUGCAGCAAAUGCAAGCAAAAGUGCGUAAACUGGAAGCUGAUAUCUUGCCUUUGCAAGAGUCCAAUGCUGAAUUGAGCGAGAAGAGUGGGAUGCUUCAAGCAGAGAAGAAGCUUUUGGAAGAGGAUGUCAAACGCUGGAAAGCCCGGACCCAGCAUUUAUUGAGCCAACAAAAAGAUACAGAUGUUGAAGAGUAUCGGAAGCUUCUUUCGGAGAAGGAGGUGAACACCAAACGCAUACAGCAGAUGAAUGAAGACAUAGGCAGGCUUAAAGCAGAAAUUGCAAGGUCAAAUGCUUCACUGACAACAAGUCAGAAUCUGGUCCAGACCCUCCGAGAAGAUCUGGCAAAAACGAAAACUGAAAAGGACGCCCUUCAGAAAGAUUUAGACGUUAAACUGGCUGACAUCCAAGAGAAAGUUAAAACGAUAACACAGGUCAAGAAAAUUGGACGUAGAUACAAGACUCAGUAUGAAGAACUGAAAGCACAGCAUGACAAGGUGAUUGCAGAAGCAUCAGCUCCGUCUUCUGCAGAACAGCAGGAGCAACAUGUUUCAGACAAAGAAAUUCAAGAAGUGAAAGAAGCUCUGAGCCAAGCUGAGACCAAGAUAAAAGCCUUGGAAGGACAGAUUGAAAAUUUACAGAAGACGCUCGGCGAGAAGGACACCGAAGUAAAAAAUCUCCAGGAACAGGUAGCCCAGCUUCAGUCAGAGGCUUCCCGUCUUCAGCAAGAUCUACAGGAAAAAACAUCACAAGAGGAGCAGCUCAGGCAGCAGGUUGCUGAGAAGGAGGAGAAGAUGAAGAAGACGCUUCUGGCUGCCAAGCAGAGGAUUGCACUGUUAACAGGUGCGAAGGAACAGAUGACCAAAGAAAGCGAGGAGUGGAAACAAAAGAGCGGUGCCCUGGAAGAGCAGAAGACUGAGUUGGAAGUGCGGAUGAGCGCACUUAAAUCGCAGUAUGAAGGCCGCAUUUGCCGCCUAGAGAGAGAGCUCCGAGAGCAGCAAGAGAGGCACCAUGAGCAGCGAGAUGAGCCAGCAGAAUCUACCAAUAAGGCUCCAGAACAGCAGAGACAGAUCACCCUUAAGUCAACUCCUGCUGCAGGUGACAGAGGAAUUGCUAGUACUUCAGAUCCACCGACAGCCAACAUCAAACCAACUCCUGUUGUAUCUACUCCAAGCAAAGUGACAGCAGCUGCAAUAGCCGGGAACAAAUCGACCCCAAGGGCCAGCAUCCGCCCAAUGCUGACUCCGACAACUGUCACAAAUCCUACAUCUACCCCAACAGCCACAGUUAUGCCGACAACACAGGUGGAAACUCAGGAAGCUAUGCAGUCGGAAGGACCAGUCGAACAUGUUCCAGUCUAUGGAAGCACAAGUGGAUCUGUGCGCUCCACAAGCCCCAACGUCCAGACUUCUCUCUCCCAGCCCAUCUUGACAGUUCAGCAGCAGACUCAAGCGACAGCUUUUGUUCAGCCCACUCAGCAGAGCCAUCCCCAGAUAGAACCAGCCACUCAAGAUCCAUCCCCCCCAAUUUUGGAGGUGGUGCAGAGCUCACAGAUAGAAAGACCGUCGACUUCAACGGCAGUCUUUGGCACAGUUUCAGCUACGCCAAGUUCUUCUUUACCCAAACGCUCCCGGGAGGAAGAAGAUGAUAGCACAGUUGAAAACUCAGACCAAAUUCCUGAGGAGAUGGUUGAUAUGCCUCUUGCAAAGAAAAUGAGAAGUGUUCAGAGAGUUGGGCCAGAGGAGGAAGUGACUGCAGAAGAAAGCACAGAUGGAGAAAUAGAAGCUCAAGCCUACAAUCAGGAUUCUCAGGAUUCCAUUGGAGAAGGUGUAACACAAGGGGACUAUACUCCCAUGGAAGACAGUGAGGAGACGUCUCAGUCCCUACCAAUAGAUCUUCAGUCAGAUCAGCAGAAUACAGCAUCGUCCCAGGAUGGCCAGGGCAAGAGAGAUGAUGUCAUUGUUAUCGACAGUGACGAUGAAGAGGAUGAGGAUGAAGAAAAUGAUGGCGAAGCAGAAGAGUAUGAAGACGAGGAAGAGGAUGACGAGGAUGACGAAGAUGAAGACACAGGAAUGGGAGAUGAAGGGGAUGAUAGCAACGAAGGCACUGGGAGCGUCGAUGGCAAUGAUGGAUAUGAAGCGGACGAUGCCGAGGGGACUGAUGGAAUGGACCCCAGUACAGAAACGGAAGAGAGCAUCGCUGGAGGGGAAAGCAGCCAGAGAGCAGCUGACUCUCAAAAUUGUGGUGACGGGAGCGCAGGCACAGCAGAGUCUACAUUUUCUCAGGAAAGCCCGAGGGAACAGCAGCCAACAUCUGCUUCGGAGAGACAGACACCACGCCAACCUCGGCCUCAUCCCUUGCCCCCACGACUGACUAUUCACGCUAUUCCUGCUCCACCGCAGGAGCUGGGGCCACCAGUACAGAGAAUCCAAAUGCCGCGGAGGCAGUCUGUAGGACGUGGACUUCAGCUAACCCCUGGCAUAGGUGGCAUGCAGCAACACUUUUUUGAUGAUGAGGACAGGACUGUUCCAAGCACCCCAACGUUGGUGGUACCGCAUCGUACAGAUGGAUUUGCAGAAGCGAUUCACUCCCCUCAGGUGGCUGGAGUUCCUAGAUUCAGGUUUGGACCUAUUGAAGAUAUGCCACAAACCUCCGGCCAGUCAGAUCUCGGUCAGCUUGCUUCGCAAGGAGGUUUAGGGAUGUAUGAAACACCUCUUUUCCUUGCCCACGAAGAGGAAUCAGGAGGUCGCAGUGUCCCAACAACUCCACUUCAGGUUGCAGCACCUGUUUCUGUGUUUACCGAAAGCUCCGCUGCUGAUGCUUCUGAACAUGCCUCCCAGUCUGUCCCAAUGGUUACAACAUCCACUGGUAACUUAUCAACCACUUCAGAAUCUGGUACAGGCGAUGAUGGCGAUGAAGUUUUUGUAGAGGCAGAGUCAGAAGGAAUUACUUCAGAGGUUGGUCUAGAAGUAGACAGCCAGCAGGAAGAAGAAUCAUCUCAAGCUCCUGAUGAGUCAGAUCUCCCAUCCACAAGUCAAGAUCCUCCUUCUAGUUCAUCUGCAGACACAAGCAGUAAUCAUCCGAAGCCUUUCCGGCGAGUUAGACUUCAGCCAACAACAUUAAGAACUGGCCGUCAGUUUAACAGGCAGAGGGGUGUAACUCCUGGUGGCAGAGGAGGCCUGAACAGAGGCAAUAUUAAUUAAAGCUCAGUAGAAAUUAAUACAGUGUAUACUGUCUGUCUAGUCUUGCUCUUACUUGCAUUUGUGUAAUGGCUGGGAAGCUUGAAGCAGGGUUUUUUGUUUUCAAUUUGGAUCGAUGUAUGAAUAUUUCAUUAUGUCUUUUAUUAAUAAAAACUAGAGGAAAUUGUCAA
Molecule: messenger RNA, 7283 nt
Organism: Lacerta agilis (Sand lizard)
Lineage: Eukaryota; Metazoa; Chordata; Lepidosauria; Squamata; Lacertidae
Gene: TPR
Product: translocated promoter region, nuclear basket protein
Exons: 50
Coding region: 37-7116 (2359 amino acids)
Biological process (GO): mRNA export from nucleus; protein import into nucleus
Cellular component (GO): nuclear pore
Molecular function (GO): structural constituent of nuclear pore
Source: RefSeq, a predicted model, not a curated record